Messenger RNA from Syngnathus typhle (broad-nosed pipefish), 1114 nucleotides. RefSeq names its product tetraspanin-8-like. Gene Ontology annotation, cellular component: membrane. Bases 128 to 910 code for a protein of 260 amino acids. Lineage: Eukaryota; Metazoa; Chordata; Actinopteri; Syngnathiformes; Syngnathidae. The record is from RefSeq and is a predicted model, not a curated record. The transcript has 9 exons.
CCUCAAUGACUUCCCCUACUCCUCCUCGGUCGCCAUCGGCCUCAUCCGUCGCGCACACUUGGACGUGGACGCUCGUCUUGACUUUCCGCCGCCUUUUUGCGCAUUUCGUGGAGCGCAAGCAGCCAACAUGACUCAAGUGAACAGCUGCGUCAAGCUCAGCUUGAUCGUGUCCAACUUUUUCUUCGCGAUUGUAGGGUGCGCCAUCAUCGCCUUUGCUUUGGUGCUGCAGUUGGCCACACGCUUCAAUGACAUUUCGCCGGAGGGCCGCGACACCGGCCUGAUCCUGCUCUACGUUGUGGGCACCAUCACCCUGCUGAUCGCCGCUUUGGGCGCGUACGGCGCACUGCGCCAGAGCCGCGCCGCCCUCAUCGCGUUCCUGGUGUGCAUGGUGAUCGGCACGCUGAUGAUGAUGCGCGUGGGGAUCCCCCUGGCGGCCGUGCGUCCCGAGAUGCAGGGCAUGAUGACCGCCAACGCCCGCAAGCUGCUGCCGUUGGAUGAAGCCGACCCGAAGACCAGGCAAAUCGUCGACGGCGUUCAGGAAAUGUUCCAGUGUUGCGGCGUGUUCGGCGUCGACGACUGGCGGCUGGACAUCCCGGACUCGUGCUUGUGCGAUGAGGCGGCGCGCGCCGACGGCAUUUGUCGCGACGUGGACUACAGCCUGAUGCUGCAGAUGAAGAAGUCCGUCUUUCGCCAGCCGUGUUUCCCCCUCGUGGCCACCUACGUCUUCUUGACGCUUGACGUUGCCAUCGGCGUGGUCUUUGCGUUGGCCCUCUUGGCGCUGCUGGGCCUGACGCUGUCGUCGGUCCUCCUCCACCAGCUGCGCAAGGGCGGACGCCCCGCCGUCAUGCUGGUGCCGGCCAUCUUCCAGCCGGGGCUCCCCAAGUACCAGGAGCUGAAAAACCCCUACUAGACGGCGCCCCCUUUUGCUCGGAGGCCAUCGUGGCAGCCACUGCCUUGAACCACUGCACAAAUCAUUUGCUGUUACAAUGCACAAUUUUCAAGCUGUCACGCUCGGGUUUAUAAAUGCAGCACUUCCUCUCUUUGCUAGGACUACUGCGCUUGGGAUUUUGGUUUUGAAUAAAGACCUUGGUCGCACAUUCGGCAGUCGUCCCAA